Messenger RNA from Euleptes europaea (tarantolino), 1101 nucleotides. RefSeq names its product leukotriene B4 receptor (gene LTB4R). The record is from RefSeq and is a predicted model, not a curated record. Gene Ontology annotation, biological process: complement receptor mediated signaling pathway; inflammatory response; positive regulation of cytosolic calcium ion concentration. Lineage: Eukaryota; Metazoa; Chordata; Lepidosauria; Squamata; Sphaerodactylidae. Gene Ontology annotation, molecular function: complement receptor activity; leukotriene receptor activity. Bases 1 to 1101 code for a protein of 366 amino acids. Gene Ontology annotation, cellular component: plasma membrane. The transcript has a single exon.
AUGGGGGACAAUUCAACUCUGAACAUCUCGGCCCCAGUGACAGGGGAGUCCUCACUGAAGGGGGCGUCGAUUGGCAUCGCUGUGCUCUUGAUCGCCUUCCUCUUGGGCUUCCCCGGCAACGCCUUCGUCGUGUGGAGCGCGGGCUGCCGGGUCCGCAAGCGGACGGUCACCUGCCUCCUCAUCCUCCACUUGGCCAUCGCCGACUUGAUAGUGCUGCUCACAGCCCCCAUCUUCCUGCGGGUGCUCACCGUCAGAGCGUGGGAGCUGGGUGACGUUGUCUGUCGUGCUUGCCACUACAUCUGUGGGGUCAGCAUGUACGCCAGCAUCCUCCUGAUCUCCCUCAUGAGUUUGGACCGCUGCUUGGCUGUCUCCAAGCCCAUCCUUUCGCACAAGAUCCGCAGCAAAAAGACUAUACGGCUCGUGGUGCUGGCCAUCUGGAUGGCUGGCUUUCUCUUGGCCAUCCCCGUCCUCCUCUACCGACAGGUGGCAAAGAAAGGUGAUGGAAAGCUUCACUGUGACUUUGGCCACCCCACAGACAGAGAUCUGGUCUUCCAUAACCUUUUCGAAACCAUCACUGGAUUCCUGCUUCCUUUCAUCACCAUCAUCUACAGCUACUGCACCAUUGGCCAACGACUAAGGGACACCCGCUUUCGCCGAAAACGCCGCACAAGCCGCCUCAUCUCUCUCAUCGUGAUCGCUUUUGCUGCUUUUUGGCUCCCUUACCACGUGGUCAACCUUCUGGAUGUGGUUGCCGUGUGGAGCGGCUCUGCCAAAAUAAAAGCCAUAGGAAAAGCGGCGAGGCCCGUGUUGGUUGCUCUUGCCUUCUUCAGCAGUAGCAUAAACCCUAUCCUCUAUGCCUUCAGUGGUGGCUCCCUCAUCCGAUCAGCUGGCUUGGGCUUCAUGGCCAAGCUCUUUGAAGGGACUGCUUCAGAAAUGUCCAGCGCAAAACACGGUACCACCCGGGACCCUCAACACCACAUGGAAACCAAGGUGGACCCCACAGGGAAUGGGAGUCCUGCACAGUUGACCAUAUCUACCAACCCAACAGGGGAAACAUCUGAAGAACUUGCAGAGGUUUCAAAGCCCCUUAAAUCACCAUGA